AGAGGCUUGAGGAGGGGGAGCCCUUCGCUCUGCCCUCGACGCGCCUUAGGGCUCGCUUCGAACUCCCCGACUUUGCAGGGUUCGCAGACUUCUAGUCCGCACGGAGGGAAAAGGCGUAGGUCGGCGGCUUUUUCUGCGAGGGCCAAGCGUAGUAAACUGGUUUGAGCUGCUUCGAGGGAAAGAAAAAACCGUCGCUCCUCUCCAGCGCUUUGCUGGAGGGAGGCCGGGACACGGUUUCCUGGUCGCUGCGGGGUCCUCAGCUCCAGCUGAUCUUUCUCCUACAGCCUAAUGGAGCAAGAGGAGGAGGCGAACUCCAGGAAGAGGAAGGGGGCCCCAAACUUGGCCUUGGCUAAAGAGCUGGAUGGACCUCCGUUGGAUAUUCAGGACCAGCAGCCUCAAGCCAAGAAAGCUCGCUUAUCUACCAUUUUAUUUGCUGACAAUUGUGAAGUAACACAUAGACAGCUGUGUGAGUUGCUGAAUUAUGCAGUUCUGGGUAAAUCUGCUGUUCCUAAACCCAGCUGGUGCCAGCUUUCACACCAAAAACAACUAAACAACGUGGUGGUUUUUAUUCUGAAGGGAAUGAGUCAGCUACAUUUCUACAGGUUCUAUUUGGAAUUCAGAUUUCUCCGAAAGACAUUCAGACAUAAAUUCAGCUUGCCUCCUCCAACAUCUAGUUUUCUAUUUGAUAUCAUUGGGCUGCAAAAGAAAAAGUCAGCUAGAGGUUGUCCUAGGACUGUCGAAGGACCUUUAAUUUCUGCCACUUUACAAUCCAGCAUCGACCUACAGAACGACCCCAUCAUUCAAAAGUAUGGGUAUAAGAACGUGGGCUUGACUAGAUGCCUUCUGACAAAAGAAGAAAUGAAAACAUUUCACUUUCCGUUACAAGGGUCUCCUAACUGUGAAAACUUUAUCCUUUCCAAGUAUAGUGCUUUCAUAACAGAUAGCAGUCCCCUCUUUGGACUUGACUGUGAAGUGUGCCUUACAUCCAUGGGGAAAGAACUAACACGCAUCUCACUAGUUGCUGAAGGAGGCCACUGUCUUAUGGAUGAACUUGUCAAACCUGAUUUCAAGAUUCUGGACUACCUUACGAGUUUUUCAGGAGUCACAAAGGAGAGUCUUAACCCAGUGACAACGAAACUCAAAGAUGUACAGAAGCUAUUAAGAGAACUGCUUCCUCCUGAUGCUGUGUUAGUGGGCCAUUGCCUAGACUUGGAUCUCAGAGUAUUAAAAGUGUGUAUCUGCUUUAAGAUUUUAUUCUGUAGUACAAAAACAUGGUCCAUUCAACUGAGAUGUAAAGACCUGGGCUCCUUACUCCCAUCUAUGCUCCCUGUUUAUUCCGUUAGCAUAAGAUGCAAUUCACUCAUUCUCUUUCCUCCUCAGAUGAUACAUCCAUAUGUUAUUGAUACCUCAUUGCUUUAUAUUGGAAAACAAGGCAGAAGAUUUAGGCUAACAUUCCUGGCCAAAGUUAUUUUGGGGAAGGAUAUUCAGUGUCCUAACAAGCUUGGUCAUGAUGGCAUAGAAGUUGCUAGAACAACUCUUGAGCUGGUUCAGUAUUUUCUUAAGUAUGGGCCAAAGAAGAUUGCAGAGUUGAAUCUGGAAGCACUAGCAGCCAAUCAAGAGCAAGGAAACAAGGAAGGAGCUACAAAUAUGAGUGUUUUAAAAUGCCUGGACUCAAUGGGUCAGAAACUCCUUUUCUUGACCCAGGAUAUAGAUAAGCUUUCUUCUUAUAGAAACUGUCAAACUAUUAAGUGCUCUUCAAAUAAAGAGGUGCUUGAGCAAGCCAGAGUGGAAGUUCCUUUGUUCCCCUUCAACAUUGUGCAGUUCUCUUUUCAACCCUUUCCACCCCUCUUUGCUGAGGAGAUGAAAAACAGUAUGAAGACCAAGUGGACAGAGAUGUCAACUGUCUAUGCUGGGCCAUUUAGCAAAGAUUGUAACGUUGGUGCUCUGAAGAAGGUGUUUAGUAGCUUGGGCCCAGUACACUCAAUAACUCUUGUUCUUGAAACUUACAGGUAUGAAGUCCUGGAAGCUGCUCAGCUGGCGAUAGAGACCAUGAAUGGCACUCUAUUAGAAGGUUCCUGUAUCAGGGUACACAGGCUUGUGACAGAACUCACCCUUGAGUGUGACACCCUUGUAAGAGAGCUAGAGAAAGAUUCUGAGAACCAAGGUACUAUAUAUGUGGCUGGAAUCGGUGAGACCUUUAAAGAACACCUGUUGGAGCAGUCCAACCUCUUCCCUGACCUGGAAGCUGUGAUCCUGCCUAAAGAGGUUAAAAGCAGAAAGCAAAAAAACUACUGUUUCCUGAAGUUUAAAACUCUCAACAGUGCCCAGGUAGCCCUUGAAAUUCUCAAAGGCAAAGACUGGAAGUUGAAAGGCAGAAAUGCCCUAACCCCAAGGCACCUUCAGGCAUGGCUCAAGGACAUACAUCCCGAACCAACAAUGCCUAUGGGGCUUCGAAUUGUACCUCCUCUCUUGGAGAGACACAUCUUCAGGACUCUGAAGUCAAACCACCCAAAGAUAGUAGCCUGGCGCUGGAGCCGGAGGAUUGAAAAGCUCUACCACAGCCUGAGCCCAGGCACCUUCUGCCUCAUCCUGAUGCCAGGAACCAAGAAUACUUUUGGAGCACACCCUGGCCUUGGAUUGAUGAAAAUAAAAGAGGAAGAGGAAACUGACAGCCCGGGCAUGAGAGUGUGAGUCUCUCCGCAUUUUCCAAGUGCCAUUUCCCAUGCAGAGAAUGUGACUAGGCUACAGCCCUUUCUUGAUGGCAAGCCUCUCCCUCUUGCAGACAGCUUUGGUAAAAAGUUGGAAUACCCACUAAAGUAUAUUGUCAUGUUCAAAAUUCCAAUAAAUGCCUAAAACUCAAAA
Messenger RNA from Grammomys surdaster, 2862 nucleotides. It is a transcript of the gene Rexo5, whose product is annotated as RNA exonuclease 5. Gene Ontology annotation, cellular component: nucleus. The transcript has 18 exons. NCBI's taxonomy places the organism in Eukaryota, Metazoa, Chordata, Mammalia, Rodentia, Muridae. The coding region runs from base 289 to 2691 and encodes 800 amino acids. Gene Ontology annotation, molecular function: RNA binding; exonuclease activity. The record is from RefSeq and is a predicted model, not a curated record.